AGAGAGAAUUCUUCGGCAACGUUCUCCGUCGUUCUCUGCCCUCCAUCGUCGACGCCGGUGCUGUUUCUUUCCGCGUGAUUCUCGAAGGGCUUUGGUGUGCCAUUGUUUCAUACUUGUGUCAGUUUUCAAUGGCAUCUUCUAAGAGGUCGAAUGAUAGGAAUGCAGUGGAACCAAAUGGGAAAGGGAAACGCCAAAAGCCUUCAGGUGGUUUUUCACCGUUGGAUGUUUCUCCUGGUAGCCUUGUAUUCCGUUUGCUCUGUCCUGUUUCUAGAAUUGGUGGUGUUAUUGGUAAAGGCGGUGCAAUCAUAUCACAAAUUCGUCAAGAUACUGGUGUGAAGGUUAAGAUUGAGGAACCUGUUCCUGGGUGUGAUGAAAGGGUUAUCACUAUCUCAGGUUCUGAUAAAGAGGCCGAAGAAGAUGCUGCUGAGCAGGGAAGGGAGGUUAAUGAUGAAGAGGCUGGAAGCGAGGGGAAGGAUGAGGAAGCGAAUGAUCGUGGUGGUGGCGAUGGUAAUGAAGAUAAAGAUUCUGUUCCUCCUGUUGAAGACUCACGGUGUGAGAAGGGAAAUUCGUCGAUUCGGAAGGCUAUAUCACUAGUUUUUGAGAGGAUGGUUGAGGGAGUAGAGGAGGCAACUGAAGGGGAUGAAGAAAGUAAUAAUAAACCUUCUUCCUUUGUUCUUAGAUUACUUGUUCUUUCUAAUCAAGUUGGCUGCCUUUUGGGAAAGGGUGGCAGUGUGAUAAAGAAGAUGUCAGCUGACAGUGGAGCGCAGAUUCGUAUCCUCCCUAGAGACAAACUUCCCGUGUGCGCAUCAGCUUCUGAUGAGAUAGUUCAGAUCACAGGGGGUGUAGAAGUUGUCCGGAAGGCUCUUCAAUCUGUCUCUCAACAGCUUUUGGAAAAUCCGCCUCGGGAUCCUGAAUCCCUUUCUGCCCAUUUUUCUGGGCCGUCAUCUCAUUCAUUUGGUCAAUUCCCACCACACAACCGUUCAUUUGCUGCCCAAGGAGCAUCUCUUGCUCCUGGGCCCCAUGACAUUUCUGUUUUUCAUUCUGCUCCUCCUUUGAUUCCCAUUCCUAAAUUUCAUGAAGGUGCCAUCCGUGGUCGCAUGAGGCCUUCCCAGGAAAUGCUUACUUUUCGUUUAUUGUGUCCUUCUGAGAGGGUAGGGAAUCUAAUUGGUAAAGGUGGGGCAAUCAUAAAGACCGUGCAGCAAGAGACAGCUAGUGAAAUCAAAGUUCUAGAAGGCACUCCGGAUUCAGAGGACUGUGUUAUUGUCAUAUCUGGUCCAGCGCACCCAGAUGAUAGGAUAUCUCCUGUGCAAGAUGCUGUAUUUCGUGUGCUAACUAGAAUAGCCAAAGCAAUACCUGAUAUCAAAGAGCAUAGUAUGUUAGCAAGGUUUCUUGUUUCUUCCAAUCAAACCGGUUGUCUCCUUGGCAAGGGUGGUUCCAUCAUAACAGAAAUGAGGAAGUUAUCGGGGGCUCAUAUUCGUAUAUUAGCAAAGGAUAAGGUUCCAAAAUAUGCUUCAGAAGAUGAAGAAGUAAUUCAGGUAAGUGGAGAAAUUGAGGCAGUGCAUGAUGCUCUUUUGCAAAUAACCACUAGAUUAAAACAUCAUUUCUUUCGUGAUGCAUAUCCAUCUAUCAAUUAUCCUUCAAAUUCUCCAUUUCUGGAUCAACUUCCACCAUUCCCACCUUAUUUAGGAAGACGGGGACUUUCACCUCCUGGAAUGUAUUCUGACCUAGGUCCUCUGCCACCACAUGGUGGUUUUCCACUUGAUGACCGCCCUCCUUUUGUGAAUAAUAUACAUAGACCAGGCAUUCCUCCCCACAUAUCUGAAAGGAAGCCUUGGGGUCCUCAGGGGUUACAUGAAGGUGGUGCACCCGUUGGCUUGCCAGACUUUCCAGGUGGUCCUCCUAGAAGAAUUUCAGGAUUUGCCGGGGGGAGCCAACCAAUUAUCACAAGUACCACUGUUGAAGUUGUUGUUCCUCGAGCGCUGGUGCCUGUAAUAUAUGGAGAAGAUGGUGAAUGCCUGAAACAAAUACUUCAGAUCUCUGAUGCAAAUAUUACUAUUACUGAUCCAAAGCCUGGAGCUGUGGAAACUAAAAUCAUAAUAUCUGGAACCCCUGAGCAAACUCAUGCUGCACAAAGUCUUAUUCAGGCAUUUGUCAUGAGUGAGAGGGAGUCUGGUUGAUCUCUCUAUUUGG
Molecule: messenger RNA, 2190 nt
Organism: Abrus precatorius (Indian licorice)
Lineage: Eukaryota; Viridiplantae; Streptophyta; Magnoliopsida; Fabales; Fabaceae
Product: RNA-binding KH domain-containing protein RCF3-like
Exons: 8
Coding region: 129-2177 (682 amino acids)
Biological process (GO): regulation of gene expression
Cellular component (GO): nucleus; cytoplasm
Molecular function (GO): mRNA binding
Source: RefSeq, a predicted model, not a curated record